Messenger RNA from Tripterygium wilfordii, 1967 nucleotides. RefSeq names its product probable polygalacturonase. Gene Ontology annotation, biological process: carbohydrate metabolic process. Gene Ontology annotation, molecular function: polygalacturonase activity. The coding region runs from base 357 to 1706 and encodes 449 amino acids. The record is from RefSeq and is a predicted model, not a curated record. Lineage: Eukaryota; Viridiplantae; Streptophyta; Magnoliopsida; Celastrales; Celastraceae. The transcript has 6 exons.
GUUGCAAAAUAGGAUCAAAAGUGGGAAAUCAUAGGAUGAAUUAGUUUUGAUUCAAACAAUCUUGUUUUUAUAGACUUUUCCAAGUUCGAAAUGUGGGUAUAGGUUGGAAUUUAUUUUUAUUUUUGUGUAAUGUAAGUGUUAAAUUUUGUACGGCUAAGACAGUAAGGCCAGCUUUUUCUUUUUUCUGCCGUCGUUUUCUCUUACCACCGGUUUGUUUACUUCAUUGGCAGUAUAUUAUUUACACAGCCCCUAUCUGUUCUCUUCCUCUUCUUCCUCUUUCGUCUACUUUUAUUUCAGGUCAUAGUACUGUUGUUUUAUUUAUUUCUCCGGAUUCUGUGCUGAUUUGUUGGUGCUGAAUGAAGGAAUACAGACUCGAGAAGAGGCUAAUAGCCCUGCUGUUUCUUCUGACUCUAAGCCAUGCCAUUGAACAUGAUGGGAAUUGCAACUACAAGAAGCGUUUGGAACCAAGACCUCAUAGUGUCUCCAUUUUGGAUUUUGGGGCAGUUGGGGAUGGGAAAAAAUUAAAUACAGUUGCCUUUCAGAAUGCCAUAUUCUAUCUCAGGUCAUUUGCCGAUAAGGGUGGUGCUCAGCUUUACAUUCCUCCGGGCAGAUGGCUCACCGGAAGCUUCAACCUUACCAGCCACCUCACUCUCUUCCUUGAAAAGGGUGCUGUUAUUCUUGGAUCCCAGGAUUACAGUAAUUGGAGAGUAGUUGAACCCCUGCCAUCUUAUGGUCGAGGGAUUGACUUGCCUGGUAGGAGAUACUGUGGCUUGAUAAAUGGGCAAAGUCUAACUGAUGUGGUGAUUACAGGUGAUAAUGGAACUAUCGACGGCCAGGGUUCUGUCUGGUGGGAGCUGUUCAAUUCACAUUCAUUGAAUUUCAGUAGACCUCAUUUAGUGGAAUUGAUUGACUCUAAUGAUAUUGUCGUUUCAAACUUAACCUUCUUGAAUUCACCUGCCUGGAACAUUCAUCCCGUGUAUUGCAGCGAUGUCUUAAUUCAGAACAUAACAGCUCAUGCGCCACCUGAAUCGCCGUACACCAGUGGGAUUGUCCCAGAUUCUUCGCAGUCUGUUUGCAUUGAGAACAGCAACAUUAGCAUGGGUCAUGAUGCAGUUGUGCUCAAGAGCGGUUGGGAUGAGUAUGGCAUUGCCUAUGACAAACCCACUACUGAUGUCCACGUUCAGCGGGUACGCCUUCAGUCCUAUUCAGGCUCUGGCCUGGCAUUAGGCAGUGAGAUGUCCGGAGGCAUUUCCAACAUACUUGUGGAGCACCUUCACCUAUACGAUUCCCUAACUGGAAUUGAGCUCAAAACAACUAGAGGCAGAGGUGGAUACAUAAAGGACAUUCUCAUAUCAGAUGUCGAAAUGGAAAACGUUGAACUGGGAAUUCAGGUAACGGGUCAUCGUGGUUCCCAUCCUGAUGACAAGUUUGAUCCAAAUGCAAUACCAGUUGUUAGUGGCAUUACCUUUGAGAAUAUGGUGGGAUCAAAUAGUUCUUUUGCUGGGAAUUUUACUGGUCUUUAUGAUUCCCCUUUCACUUCCAUUCGUCUCUCAAAUAUCACCUUCUCCAUCAUCAGCAAAUUUUCUGCCUCCUGGUUUUGUUCCAACGUCGUCGGUUUCUCUCAGAAUGUGUCACCUGAACCAUGCCCCAACCUCCAGGGCUCAUUUUUCAAUUUUUCCCCAGCUUCUUCUCAUUCACAAACCUAGACAGUCUGUCUGCAUCUUUUUGAAUUCAGCUUUCAGCAAUCACCCAUUAUUUGUUUCCAUACCUGCAAAUAGCUGCUUCUACUCUCAGCAUAAAAUUUUGCAACAUAUGUAGAUUUGGACUUUUUCAUGUCAUUCUUUCAAGUUUCAAACACUCCAUCUCAGAGUGCUUUAGCAUGUGAAUCAUACCACUUCUCAAUCUUGUAAAUCCUCAUUUAUUUGUUCACAAUUUAUGAAAAUUUUGAAAUGAUUUGGUUGGAACAA